AUGUCCAAUGUUGUCUUUCUCCUUUGCUCUUGCUUCUGCUCCACAGUCCCCAUCCCCUCCAAAGCCAGCAGCCUCUCGGCCCUCUCACUGGCCAGAGACAGCCUGGUUGGCGGCAUCACGAACCCCAGUGAGGUCUUCUGCUCCGUGCCAGGCCGGCUGUCGCUGCUCAGCUCGACAUCCAAGUACAAGGUGACAGUGGGGGAGGUCCAGCGGCGACUCUCGCCUCCCGAGUGCCUCAACGCCUCACUCCUGGGUGGUGUCCUUCGCAGGGCCAAGUCCAAGAAUGGAGGCCGCUGCCUGCGGGAACGGCUGGAGAAGAUUGGGCUCAACUUGCCAGCUGGCCGACGCAAGGCCGCCAACGUGACGCUGCUCACUUCACUGGUGGAGGGAGAGGCCAUACACCUGGCCCGAGACUUCGGCUACAUCUGUGAGACCGAGUUCCCAGCCAAGGCAGCUGCCGAGUACCUGUGCCGACAGCAUGCUGACCCUGGGGAACUGCACAGCCGCAAGAACAUGCUGCUGGCUGCCAAGAAGAUCUGUAAGGAGUUUGCAGACCUGAUGGCUCAGGACCGCUCGCCACUGGGCAACAGCCGCCCUGCUCUCAUCCUGGAGCCCGGAGUGCAGAGUUGCCUGACACACUUUAGCCUCAUCACCCAUGGUUUCGGUGGGCCAGCCAUCUGUGCUGCCCUCACCGCCUUCCAGAACUACUUGCUGGAGUCACUCAAGGGGCUGGACAAGAUGUUUCUAAGCACUGCGGGCAAUGGGCAUGGUGACACUAAAGCUUCAGAGAAGGAUGCCAAGCAUCGGAAAUAACCGCUUCCCAGGCCCCAUCCCUAAGGGGCUCCCAAGGCCUGAAAUAAGGUCUUAGCUCCUGGGGGUGAGCCUGAAAGGAUUAAAACGAGGGGUUAGAGUAAGGCCAGAAAGAGAGCAUUCAUCCAGAGACCCCCCCCCGAGUUAGGGACCUGGGCUGGAAAAGGUGGGGAUGGCCUCUCUGUGGUGGUUUGAUAUAAGGGCCCUGUUGUUUGCAAUUUUCUGACCCUGGUUUGCUAAGUGCUUGAACAGGAAAUUGGCAUGGUUCUUGGGGCUGAGCCCUCCCCAUUAGGGCGCUUGGGCAGUGGUGGGUACUCUUAGGGUCCAAGGCCUUGCUGUUUUUACUGAUGGCAGGAGGAAAACUCUUGACAAACCAGAGGUGCUCCUGAGUUGGCACCCUUCAGCCCAGAAUCUUGACCCUCAAAAAUGGGGUGCUGGCAGGAAAACUCCAAUGGGUUCUUUGGACCCCUCCCACUCUUGGAAAGAAGUGGGCAGGAACAAAGAAGACAAAGCACAAAUUGUAGAACUUGAAUCCAGGCUGCACUUCACAGCCCUGUCAUUGUCUGCCCUAUUUAUUUGUGUGUUGUAAUUAAAUUUGAAAGUUUUAAAAUG
Molecule: messenger RNA, 1422 nt
Organism: Myotis davidii
Lineage: Eukaryota; Metazoa; Chordata; Mammalia; Chiroptera; Vespertilionidae
Gene: TFAP2E
Product: transcription factor AP-2 epsilon (activating enhancer binding protein 2 epsilon)
Exons: 5
Coding region: 1-813 (270 amino acids)
Biological process (GO): regulation of cell population proliferation; regulation of transcription by RNA polymerase II; anatomical structure development
Cellular component (GO): nucleus
Molecular function (GO): DNA-binding transcription factor activity, RNA polymerase II-specific; RNA polymerase II transcription regulatory region sequence-specific DNA binding
Source: RefSeq, a predicted model, not a curated record